Molecule: messenger RNA, 870 nt
Organism: Suillus subalutaceus
Lineage: Eukaryota; Fungi; Basidiomycota; Agaricomycetes; Boletales; Suillaceae
Exons: 4
Coding region: 1-870 (289 amino acids)
Source: RefSeq, a predicted model, not a curated record
AUGGCUUUGAGUUUUUUUGGAGAGUGGGCAAAGACGGAAUUUUACCCAACAGCUACUCCAGGCAAUGAAGAAGAGGAUGAACAUGAACUACCAACAGUCAUCUUUGACGAAGAAGGCUAUGCACAACUUCCUUCUCGUGAGGGUGUCACGCUCAAGAAUCAACAAGAACUGGUCCGCAUGAUUUUUCAUGCUGCAUACAAAGUUUUCACAGGUAGCCAUAAACCUGUGCCUUGGCGCUCCAUAACACCUUGUCCAUCUGAGUAUCUGGAGGCUGGUUCUGUUCCUGACGACCUUAUUAUCUGUGACCCCUCUCACAUGAGAGCCAAGGACAUCAACACAAUCUGGCAUUAUUGGGAGAGGCGUAGCAUGGCACAGAAGAGACUUGUCACUUUCACAAAGGCAAGGUCAUGUGACAUGAGAAUUAAUGCGGUGAACAGCGCCAAUGUCAAAGCUAGUUCCAAGAAGGACAAGCCAUAUAUUGAGGUUGGCUCUGAAGCUGAUGAACAGCAUAGUUCAGCUGGAUUGGAUACUACAUUGGCUGUAUCAUCGCCAGCUGAGGUGCCUCGAGGUCACCGCUUUGAAUUUUUAGAUGCUCUCAGCUUGGAUAGGUCUUACCUAGAGCUUGUAGAUGCAGUCAAGGAUCUGGCUACAAUAACUGAAAACCUUCCAACACCAGAGGAGCAACUCGACCUACCUCCCUGGGUUAAUUGGUCUUCAAAAGAGUCUUAUCUUCCUGCAUCUGAACACAUGUACCUGGAUUCAGUGAUAGGCAGCUUGGACCUGCUGACAGAGGCCCCAAUUCAAUCUGCAUACUCAGCUGCCCUAGUGGUCUUAGGCCUUGGAUUGCUUUCGAGGGACUGCAAGCGCUGA